Biomphalaria glabrata is the source of this 8816-nucleotide messenger RNA. RefSeq names its product mitogen-activated protein kinase kinase kinase 13-like. The coding region runs from base 1176 to 1796 and encodes 206 amino acids. The transcript has 7 exons. The record is from RefSeq and is a predicted model, not a curated record. Lineage: Eukaryota; Metazoa; Mollusca; Gastropoda; Planorbidae.
UUUUUACUAUAUUGAUUGGGAUUUUUUUAUAUUGUUUCUAAAAUUUAGCAGAUUUUAUUCUAUUUUUAAGCUGUGAGUAAUAAUACUAAUACGAGACUUUAAAUUAAUACAAUCUUGUAUUAGAUAAUUCCUCUUGAGUAAAUUAAACCUUCAUAACAAUCAUUAGCUACUUUGUGAUGUCUGGAAUUGAAACAACCAUCAUAGGAUUUAAAUCUUAUAUUUAUUCCAUACAUUACUUUCCUUAAGUAUAUAUAUGCACCCAUUGGAUACUGUUUUGCAAAUCAAUAUUUGAUGAAUUUCUCUCCUGAACACAUGCUUUCAUGCCAUUGAGAGGACUGUUUGGUCAUGGGCUGUGAACUGUCCUAUCAAUGGACCAGGUUUGAGCCCUGCCAGCUGCCAUCCCCCACUAUCCUGCAGGAGAUUUGGGCUAGGAUGUAGUAAUCUUCAAUUCUGAAAGAACAAUCCACACAUAUAUAUAACAAAAGAGCAUCACCAUAGUUUAAUGAUUUUUUUUUGGUGCAUUUAUAAUAAUUUGACAUGAUCUUCAAGAAACUUUCUCUGUUCACAGUGUCAAAGGUUUUAGUUAAGUCCACAUAUAUUGAAAUAAAGGUUACUAUAAAAGAUUUACAUUUACACAAGAGCAGACUUUAUUAUUUGAAACACAUUAGGCAAAAAAUUCACAGCCUUGACUAUAGUAGCUGCCCCUUAUACCAAAAAGAUAAAGCUAUGUUGAUCUGUUGAUUGGAUCUCUGGGUACUUUAAUAAUCUCUUAAGGUAUAAUUAUGUUAAAAAAUUAACAGGAUCCACUUAAAACAAACAAUAAAUCAAGGAAUAACAUUACACACAGUAAGAUCUUGAGGAAAGUUUAUGAAGUGGGAACUGGUUAUCAUCUUCAUUGCAUUGUUGUAGUAUAUUUUACAUUAAUUUAUUGCUUACAUUAAUCUAUAACUAUUAUUCAGGUUUUUAAUCUAAUCAACAUUUUAUAUCUUAAUGUAAACUGUUCAAAUGUUUUUCUUUGUAUUUACUGGCAAAAAUUUGUAUGCAUAGGUUACCACACUCUCUAUAUACAUGAAAUUUUAAAAAAUAAAUCAUCAACCUACUCCUUUAAAAAAAAAGGGUCAUCACCAAAGAAUAAUUUUAAUGGAAAAUAUCUUUUUCUUUUUUUCAGGAGUGCAAUGCCCAGAAAUAGACCAUCAUUUAGACUAAUUCUCUUGCACAUUGAGAUUGCCUCUGCUGAAUUACUUCGGUUCAGUCUGGAGGACUUUUCUGAAUCUCAAGAAAUUUGGAGGAAAGAGAUUCCUGAAAAUUUCCAAAAAAUGAAAGCUGAAGGUUCCAACUUACCCCAGCUAGAAGAAGAGCUUAUAAAAAGAAGAAAAGAAGAAUUAAGACAUGCACAGGAUGUCAGAGAGCAUUAUGAAAGCAAGUUGGAGCAUGCUAACAAUUUGUAUAUGGAAUUAACAGCUUGUAUGCUGCAACUGGAAAAGAGAGAACGGGAGCUCAUCAAACGAGAACAACAACUGACUUUGUACAAUAAACAUAGAAAGAGUAUCGUUCGACCAAUCAUAAAAGCUCAAGAAAAGUUAGAUCGACUUGGUAAAAAACAUACACAUAGGUCAGGGUCUGAAGUCACGACGCCAGACUCUAUGAAAAACACAGAAGGGAGCAUGACAACUAGCUCUGAGCUGGUACCACCGUCUCCUAUGAAAUUGGGUACCAGAAAGUCUCGUCAUCGUCGGAAUAACAGCAGAGGGUCUAUGAAAGACAUUACCUCUGCUCAAAUCUCAAUCUACAUAUGAAGCAUCACUGGACAUCCAAACAUCAGACAAACUUAACCCUGCAGGGCUUCAUCCUACUGACCAUGCACCCUAUCCUGGGACAUUUAAAUUUUUGGGACCUGCCACUGCAAUCGGGGAGUAUCGAAGUGAAGAUGAAGCUGAUGGCCAAGAGACAAGGUUAACUCAUAUGGAAAACAACAUGAAGAAACGUCAGGAGUGUUGUAGCAGAAACUCAUCCACUUCUGCCACCAGGCACUUGCCAAUCUCAAAACACUCACCUGUAAGUAAACACUUACCAGCAUCAAAACCAGCAUCAAAACAGAACUCUUCAUCCUAUCAAGACAAUAACAUUAAUGAUGUCUGCUUUGGCUGUGAUGGUGGCUGCAGUGAUGCUACUUGUAGCAGAAACGCUCAUCCCAGGUCAGUGCAGAUGUGGAGUGCACAUGUGACCUAUCCCCUCUGUCCAGCCCAAAACAGAACUUUGAAACUAUGAGUGAAAAAUCCUCUCCGGAUAUUGACCUCUCAUCCCGACCUGAAACUGGGGGGACAGAAGAAUAGAAGCCCCUCCAGAAGGAUUCUUGAAUCUGAUUUGAUGGAGAAAGGAGUUAUGAAAACAUUAGAGGAUACAAUACGCUAGGAAAUUUAGAGACCAACUGUUUCCAAAGUGGAAUAGAAAAAAGAAAUGAGUCACCAGAGAAGACCAAUGCUCCGAAGAAGUUUAGAAAUACAAAGCACUCUGAAGAUUCAUGCUCAGAAGAAGUAGGAGACAUUAGUGAGGAUGAUGAAUCAAGUAGCCACCCUCCCUGUCGUCAGUCUCUCUCAACUCUCAGUUCUGAAGGUGUGUUGUCUGAGGAGGACAUGACUAGCAAUCGCUCUGGUCAUCAAGAUGGCAGUGGUGAUAAUGGCUUGUUGUCUACGGGUAGUGCAGAAAAUUUACAAGCAGAGUUGACAAAGUUUACAAAUAUACCUGAUGGGUUGUCCGACAGGCAGAAGACUGUCAGGAAGAUGAAGAAUAAAGUCAACUCCCCUGACAGAAUAUUUGAAAAAUGUGAUACAGAAACUAGUUCAAGUUCUGAUGAAUGCUCUGACAUGACUGUCUCAUCAACUAUACACAAAACCAGAUCUCUAGAAACUAGUACACACUGGUAGUAGUUUUUCUCUUAGUUCUAUUUCCUCCAGACAGAAGUCAUCAGUUCUAUCACUUACAAUUAGUGUGUUAGACAACCAUUUACAUUGUUUUGUUUGGACAUCCAUCAAGUUGGAUAGACUACCAUUUACGCUGUUUUGCCAUUUGUUUAAAUCAAGCAGUAAACUAGUCCUGUGACGUCAUGGAUUCAAAAUUUCACUAUAACAAAAACAUCUUAAAACACAAAGACAGCAUCUUUGAAUUGCAUUACUUGGAGGAUGUACCAGUGCAUCAAACCAAUGUUUUCACUGCUCUUGGUCUGAGACCACCAUCAAUUGCACAUAAACGGAUUCAUUUAUCAUUGUGCACCAUCUUUAGAAAUGAGGACCUUCAUGGAAUGCAUUCAGUUUAAAUCUGAAUUGAAGUCAUGUAACAAUCUCAAUUUAAAAAAAACUCAACAAUUGACAUGUCGCCACUACAGCAAGUCAGGAGAAACAGAAUUUCUGUGAAAAUGUCUUAAUUUUAUAUCUUUACACUUAAAUAAAUAAAUAAAUUAUUGCUUUAAUAUAGUGCAACUUUCAUGCCUAUAGCAUGCUCAUAAUGCUAUGGUCCAAUCUCAUUCAUUGACCAGUGAGGGGGUAUCUGUGAGAAGGUUUUCCGUGCUGCCUUUAGGCGCUCAGUAAACACAACUAUGCCUGAGUCAAGUGUCGAACCUCGAGCCCCCUUCAUAGGUAGCCAAGUUGAAGCGUACUUAGCCUCUGGACCACGCUUCCCACUUAGAAUAAACUUUAAUUGUAUAUUUUUACACUUAGAAUAAGCUAUUUAGUUAGUUUGGCUACCAUACACAAACUGUCUGUCAUUGCCACUGAUACAUCAAGACUAAAGAGUUUUGAUUUUCCCUACUUAUGCUCAUCUUCUUUGCAUUGAUGCGAAUAUGUAAUUUUUUUUUUUUUGUGGCAUGAUUCUAAUUAUCUUAUACUAAUAGUAAAACUUUAAAUGUUUAUGUAAGCAUCACCUCACCAUAUCCUGAUUGUAUUAUGCUUGUCACAUAUAGAAAAAGUAAAAUGAUUGCUAUUAGGGAAAAUCAUAUUAAAAUGAUGGCAAAUUUGUGCAUUUUCUGCCAAUAGAAACUUGAUCUAAACUAAAUAAAAGCAUGCACUAAAUCAAUGAAUGAAAAAUUGUCAUUUUAUAUCAGAUUUGUCAAUGGUUUAUACAAGUCUAGAAUAACUUUUCAAAGCUAACCCUGGGCCAUUGAUGUAUUGUCUGGAGGAGGAUGAGCAUUAUUUUUUUAAUUUUUGUUGUUUUAUGUCCAUUCUAACAGUUCUGUGAACUCAUCCUGUCUAAAACUACCAGCUGUUUCAAUUGAACUAACUACUUACUGGUUAAUAGAUUUUUUUUUUUAAAUUGCAUUGUUAAUUAUUUUGAUCUAAAUGAGAUUUGAUCAAAGGACAUUAGUACCUUUAGAUUCUAAUUUUGAAAUGUAUUUAGUUAAAUUAUGCUACAAAUAUUAGUGAUUUUCACACAUUUUUCCAUUUCUCUGAUUUUUGCUUCUUAGAUAAUGUACACUUAUGACAUAGACCUAUUUUUCUGUUUCUAGUAUAAAUAAUCAAUUUGAACAAGUCAAUGUGAAUCUUGUGCAUAUGAAAUUUACCUUCCAAAAUCCCCCUCAACCCCCUACCUUUUUUUUAGUUUUAUCAGGGGAGUCAAUAAUAUUUAAACUUCAAUGAGUUACCAAAAUCAUUGUAGAUCAGUUUUAUAAUUAGUACUGGAUCCACUACAUCUGUGGGGAUAUGAUCAUUUUGAAUGGUGGCACUUCAUAUGGGGAUAGAGCCAAUGAUAGAAUCAUCAGAUGUUUGUGGGAACAUUUGGAAAUAAAACUAAGUGGGCCUGUGAAGAAAGGCUUCUAAGUGUAUGAUGCUUGCUAUAUAUUUUAAUUUAUUUUUAAAGUGAACUAACUUUUUUACUAAUGAUUUAUUUCCUUAUGCUAAACCCAGUCUAGCUUCAAUUCAUUGUGAUUGACCUAUCUAUAAGUUGGCCAUCUCUAUGGUCACUUUCCCCACUAUGUAGUUUUAUUACUUCUUUCAUCUUAGGGAAUCCUAUUCAAUAUGUCAUUUAUUAAAUGGCUUCACUUCUGAAAUAAUUUCUUGAUAUGUCUGGUAAUUAUUAAUACCAAAUCUUCAGAGAUCAGCUCCAACAGCAGAAAUAGAUUAUACCAUCAACAACAUUUUAAUACUAGUCAUUUGUUUAAAAAUAACACAAAUUGUUAGUUGUAUCAAGUCUUACAACAUUGGCAAGAUGUCACAAAUUAUACAUUCAACAGUGGUGUGCCUGGCUGUCUGAAAUUGCAUGAGUGUUUUUGUCUCUCAUUGCACUUUGUUUUAAAAGUUUUUGUACCAGACUCUCCAAUGAGACCAAUUUUUUUUAAUACACUAACUUCCUUCUAUUGUCUAAAGGCAUUGACUGAUACUUCUAAACAAAGAUAUUUAUUUUCUCUCUUUGUUCACUUUUUUUUUUCUCUUUCUUUACUUUUGGAUUAUCUUCCUUUUCUUGUUUACAUUUAAGCUAUGGAAUGUUAUAUUUUCCUUUGAUUUAGAAUCAUCUAUUUCUGACAUCAGCACAAAUUUUAGGACAUUCUCCCCUUAUGAGUAUUUUAUUGCUAAGCUCUUUGUUGUGUCUUAACAUUUAGUGCUGAAUUCACUACUUCUAUAGUGAUAUGUCAAAGGAAUUUGUUAGGCUUUACUUGUUUACAAUAUCAAAUUAGGCAGAUAAAAGUUUAGUUUUUUUCUUGUUUUGUGUAUUUUGAGUAAGGUUUUAUAUAAUGACAAUAAUGUCAUAGUAAAAACAAAAGAGUUUGAUAUGAAAUGAAAACAGUUCAUAAUGCUAGUGUCUUUGGAGACAGUCAAGUUUUGUUUAUCAAGAAGUUUUGGACUUAAUUAUUUGGUUAGUGACAGCAAUGACAGACAGAUUCCCUUCAUUAUUAGAUUAAAUGUUUGAACCGCCAUCACACUUGAUUGUCUCAUUCAGUCACAACCUCACUAAGUGUUUGACUCCCAGUUUGGCAUAGGAUUUCCUUGUUUGAGACCCAAUCUGUGUAACUGACUCCCAAAAUCUGUCUCAGCCAUCUCUGAUGAGCCACAUUUAGUCUUUUCUAAAUUUUGACAGAUGACUUCCACAUGCAUAUGUAGCAGUUGGAAUGACCUUUAUUUCAAUGCUGACAUAACAAACAGGCAGUUUGUUAUUAUUGUAUUUGAAAAACAUAAAUGUCUAUCAAAAUUGAGGCCUACUUUCUCAAACUCUUUACAAAGGUAACCUGUUAAUCAUAAAUACUGUUUGUUAAAAGAUGAAGUUAGUGAUAGGCUUCUUAAAAAGUUGGUUACAAGUUUCAAUUGUGAUUAUAGAGCUGCUUGUUUUUUUUUGUUUUUUUUUGUUGUUGUUGUUUUUUUAUGGUUGUUUUCUUUUUAUUGAAAAUAGUAAACUUUGUGUGUGUGUGUGUGUUUGAUCUCAAAACACACAAUAAAAAUUAAACUGAGUGAAUUCAUCAGUAUGAAUUUUAACCAGGUGCAGUAGUUUGUAUUUCAAAUAUCUAAUAAGUCCACUUGAGCGUUGUUUGCUCAUUGGGAGCUCUGUUUGAUUAGCCAGCCACUAGGAACUUUUGUCUCUUUAAAAAAAAAUGAGCAUUUCCUUUAAUUUCCUUUGAACUUUAAGAUGACUCAUUUUCAAAACCUGAUUGCAUUCAAGGUUUGCGUGGCCGAUUGCUGCACUUAGUGUAGCUAUAUUGGCUUAGCCAAUGUACAAGGAACUAUUGCAUAUUGGUAAUAAGCUAAAGCACAGGAAAAUAGUAUUUAUUGAUGACUAUUGCUAACAGCCAAUAUGAAAAGGAUUUUCAGCCAGUGCAUGUUUUCAAGAGGGGAAAAGUCCUCCUAAAUAACUACAAACAAUGAUUUUAUUGGCAGUUUUCUUUGCUUCUUUUCUCCUCAUUUUCAUCUUUGCUAAUGUUACAUUUAUUUGUUUAGCUCAAGUUUAUUUAUUUAAUGACAAUAUUUUAUCAAAUCUUUAAAAUUUCAAAAAUAAUUUAAAAUGAACAUAUCACAUUUUUUAAAAAGUUGUUUUUUUAUGUAUCUUAUAACAUGGUAACCACUUUUGUCAUUCCGAGACAAGAAUAAAAAUAGAUGCACAUUUUUUCAAGUCUAUUUUUGCAUUCCUAAAAGCAUGUAUACAUCCAAAAUAGUGAUACCCAGCAUAGGGCCUGCAGGCCAUAUCUGGCCCAUGGUGCAGUGCUGUUUGGCUUUUGAAGCUUCUGCUCAUAGUGCAUAAUCAAACUGCAGAGGCAAAUUUCAUUUUGUUUUUAAAUGUGGCCCAUGACCUGUAUUAGAAAUUCAGCCUUCAGGCUGGAAAAGGUUGGGCAGCGCUGAUCUAAAUCAUUCCUUGUGAGUUUUGUCCACAUCUUUCUUAAGCAAUGCAUGAUUUUAUUUCCUGUCCAACUUUUCAUAGGCCAAAAAAACAAAACUUGUAGGCUUUUUAAAAUGUUGAUAGAACAGAAAGAAAAAAAUAGAUUUAAGUUUUCUUUUCAGGGGGGGGGGGCCUCUAGUUAUUAGAAAUACAGCAUUCGGUCCUACAAAAAAAUAAUUUUUUGUUGAGACUUAAAUUUGUUGUUUUUUUUUUUAAUAGAUCAAUUUUCAUUGUCAUCAUCUCUAAAUUGAAUUAUUCUCAAUCUGAAAAAAAAAAAUUUUGUCAUAGAAACAUUUAUUACUACAUAACCUGAAAAAAAAAAGUUAAAUAUUGUGUAUUACAAUAUCUUAUUGAUUUUUACUAAUGAAUUUUUUAUGUCAGUUUUUCUGUGUCUUAUUACUCUUCUUUCAUACAUUUGUAAGUGUUUAUUUCAUUGUAUAGAUCCUUUUAUUUAUUUUAACACACACAUUGCUUCCGUUUGUCUGGAACUGGUCUUAAGGCAUACCAGUGACAUUUGUAUUACAUGUCCAGAUUAUAAUUGUUUAAUUUGGCCACAUAGUUUUGUCACUAUCCCAUUCAUUAGACAAACUCAAGGUUUGCUGGAUAAAACUUGCUUCAUCAAAACAUUGGUUUCGCUGGCUGGACUAUCACCUUGAUUCUACCUCUUAUUGAAAAGAGUUCAUCUUAGUUUAUGCUUUUGUUUGACUUUUGCACUCUCAAAUAUACAAAACAUUAAUCAUAGGAAAAUCAUGAAACAAUUGUUGUUUUUUUUGCCAUGUCUACUACUGUUGUUACAAUUUUAGGGGAAGGGGGGGGGGAACAAAAAUGUCCUCUGUGGACCUCAAAUUAAUUUUUUUUUUUAUGUUUGCUUUUUGGUUUGUUUUAUUUACAUUUAGUUUGUCUUGCUUCUCAUUUUAUAAGUCUGGGGAAACCAAACAAGCUGAGUGAACAUCUGCUUAAUACUUAUUUUUUACAAAUUAUAUUUGGUAGCACUCUUUGGCUUUUUUUUUUUUUUUUUUUUUCUAAAGCCUUUCUUGUUGACUAAGUUUUAAAGUUGCUGUGUGAUUAGUACAUUAAAACAAAAAAAAAAACAGUUUUGUAUAUGAUAUUAUAUUACAUUAUUAUUCAUAAUUGUUACUAAUCCAUUUUUUUUAUUACAUUCAAACACUUGUACAUUGACAGUAGAACUCUUUUGUGUUCUCCUGAUUGCUACAAUCAUUCUAGUGGCAGCCAUUUUAUUUCUUGUUAUUUGUAGGACUAUGAUUCAGUUGUUAUUGUUGUCAAUUAGUGCUGCAAAUAGUUAUUAUGUAUUGCGUGUAUAUGGUUUUAAAAUCUUUUAUGAUUAUUCUAAAGACAAUCUGAAUAAUGCUUCCCAUUAACAAAUAAUGGGUUUCUAGGCAUUGAACUUGACUUGUUAUAAACUAAUAGGCCUGUAAGCUAAUAAACUAGAAAUGAUUGAAUUUAGU